This is a messenger RNA of Clarias gariepinus (North African catfish), 1675 nucleotides long. RefSeq names its product iroquois homeobox 1b (gene irx1b). Gene Ontology annotation, cellular component: nucleus. Bases 185 to 1423 code for a protein of 412 amino acids. Gene Ontology annotation, molecular function: DNA-binding transcription factor activity, RNA polymerase II-specific; RNA polymerase II cis-regulatory region sequence-specific DNA binding. Lineage: Eukaryota; Metazoa; Chordata; Actinopteri; Siluriformes; Clariidae. The transcript is spliced from 4 exons. Gene Ontology annotation, biological process: neuron differentiation; cell development; regulation of transcription by RNA polymerase II. The record is from RefSeq and is a predicted model, not a curated record.
AGAGCAGCGCGCGCGGCCGAGCGGAACGCGCGUUCCUACAGCAACCACAAACUCGGAGACGCUUGCGGCGGAUUGUCACUGUGUGCGCGCGCGCGUUUGUGUGUAUGCGUGUGUGUGUGUUUUUUUGCGUGGAUUUUUUUUCUCGGGACUUUUACUUGUACUAGUUUUCCUCCGGGACCAGGACAUGUCUUUCCCUCAGCUGGGCUUCCCGCAGGUGUACGGAGUAGAGAGAGCGUCUCCGCCGCGGGAUGGCGGCUCAGAGAGCGGCGCCGGUGUCACCGGGAGUCCGGUGAGCUCCGCGGCUGCCCUCGCGCCGCUACUCGGCGUGUACGCACAUCCGUGGAGCGCGCACCGGUACGGAGCCUUCAUGCCGUACAGCAGCGCCGAGGCGGCUCUUCUCAGCCACAUGGGCUCCCAGUACGAGCUGAAGGAGAACCCCGGUGCUCACCCAGCCGGCUUCGCGGUGCACACGGCCCCCGGUUUCUACCCGUACGGGCAGUACCAGUACGGAGACCCCGCGCGGGCCAAGAGCGCAACACGCGAGACCACGAGCACGCUGAAAGCCUGGCUGCAGGAGCACAAGAAAAACCCGUAUCCCACGAAAGGCGAGAAGAUCAUGCUGGCCAUCGUGACCAAAAUGACCCUGACGCAGGUGAGCACGUGGUUCGCCAACGCGCGCCGACGCCUCAAAAAGGAGAACAAGGUGACGUGGGGGCGCAGCGCCGAGGACGGCUACGACAGCGACCGCGACGACGAAGACGACGAGAGCGCGCACAAGCAGCACGAGCGCGAGGAGGAGAUCGACCUGGAGACCGUGGACACCGACGACGAGCGCGCAGAGGCGCGCAAAGAGCCGGGCGAGGCCAAGGCGCACGAGCAGAGCGAAUCGGAGAGCGAGGGCGCAGACGCGGGCGCGCUGAACAGCCCGGGCGUCCCCGUGGCCGGCGGGAAAGACGCGUGUGCGGGGAAAAGCGGCUCGGGCGACGUUUCUCCGGGAUGCCAGAGACCUGUGAACUCAAACAAACCCAAAAUCUGGUCGCUCGCGGAAACUGCGACGAGUCCUGAUAACUGUCAGAAAGCGAGCACGGCGGUCACCGCGCACCCGGCGUUUUUAUCCACUAACGGGAUUUACACGUGUCAGAUCGGGAAGCUGAACAGCUGGACUGGAGGCGCUUUGCUCGGUGCAGGACCUCUAAUCGGUGUGCGCUCUUUAAUGGGAGUGAGUCCGAGCAGCCAUUACAUAACCUCAAGCGCUCAGAGUGAGAGUCCUACACGCAGUCUCAGCCCACAGCACAACACCGAUCGAGAACAUGUUCAGAGAACUGAAUCUCCAGCACUUCCUUCUCAGAGACCACAAUUUCCAGUCAUUCAUGACAGGUCUCACCAUGAAACAGCACAGCGAGCACUGAAGACUGUUUCCUGAAGACGGCUCCUAAAGAACUGACUUAAAUUAUUACGUGAAAGCAACCAGUAUCAGAGAAAGAAAGUAUCCUACGUCAUUAAAUACACCAAAAAAGUAUUUUAUAGCCUUAUGUUUCAAUACGCUGUAUAACUUUGUAUUUGUUUUUAUUUUACAUUGAGCCUAAAUGCAGCAUGUAUCUAUGGUGUGUGUUUACCAUGUAGCUCAUUGCCAUCACUUUUUACAGACUUCAAGAAGUAUUUGUUAAAAGGCCAA